Colletotrichum spaethianum is the source of this 1005-nucleotide messenger RNA. RefSeq names its product NAD(P)H-dependent D-xylose reductase XYR1. Gene Ontology annotation, molecular function: aldose reductase (NADPH) activity. Bases 1 to 1005 code for a protein of 334 amino acids. The record is from RefSeq and is a predicted model, not a curated record. The transcript is spliced from 5 exons. Gene Ontology annotation, cellular component: cytosol. NCBI's taxonomy places the organism in Eukaryota, Fungi, Ascomycota, Sordariomycetes, Glomerellales, Glomerellaceae.
AUGGCUGUCCCCAACAUUAAGCUGAACAGCGGCUUCGACAUGCCCCAAGUGGGCUUCGGUCUGUGGAAGGUCGACAACGCCAUUGCCUCCGACACUGUCUACGAGGCCAUCAAGGCCGGCUACCGUCUGUUCGACGGCGCAUGCGAGCGCACAAUCGCAGCGUCUUUGGCUUGGGAGAGGAGGGGCAGGGUAGAAAACUACGGCAAUGAAGUCGAGUGUGGCGAGGGUGUUGCCCGUGCCAUCAAGGAGGGUAUUGUCAAGCGCGAGGAUCUCUUCAUCGUCUCCAAGCUCUGGAACACCUUCCACGAUGGCGAUCGCGUAGAGCCCAUCGUCAAGAAGCAGCUCGCCGACUGGGGUGUUGACUACUUCGACCUCUACCUCAUCCACUUCCCCGUCGCCCUCGAGUACGUCGACCCCUCCGUCAGAUACCCGCCCGGCUGGCACUACGACGGCAAGUCCGAGAUCCGCCCCUCCAAGGCCUCCAUCCAGGAGACCUGGACUGCCAUGGAGAGCCUCGUUGAGAAGGGCCUCUCCAAGAGCAUCGGGCCAGCUCCUCUACGACCUCCUCCGCUACGCCAAGAUCCCCCUGCCACCCUCCAGAUCGAGCACCACCCCUACCUCGUUCAGCCUGACCUUGUCAAGCUGGCCGCCAACGAGGGCAUUGCCGUCACUGCCUACUCCUCCUUUGGCCCUGCCUCCUUCAAGGAAUUCAACAUGGAGCACGCCACCGACUUCGUCCCUCUCUUCGAGGAGCCCACCAUCACCGCCAUCGCUAAGAAGCACAACAAGGAGCCUUCCCAGGUCCUCCUCCGCUGGGCUACCCAGCGUGGCCUUGCCGUUAUCCCCAAGACCAGCCGCAAGAACGUCCUGGCUCAGAACCUGGCCGUCACCGAUUUCGACCUCGAGCAGUCCGAGAUCGACAAGAUUAGCGCCCUCGACAGGAAGACUCGCUUUAACCAGCCCGCCAACUACUUCCCCACCGAGAAGCUGUGGAUCUUCAGUUAG